AUGGACGAGCACCUCAGCCUCCUGCGCUCGCCGCCGCCGCCGCCCUCCGCUCGCCACCGCGCCCACUCUCCCCAGCACCCCGCGAGCGGCGGUGGCGCCGACACCCUGGUGAUCCCCGGCUGCGCCGAGCCCGCCGCAGGCCGCGAGCUGCCGCCCGACAUGACCGUGGUGCCCGGGGACCACCUGCUGGAGCCGGAGGCGGCCGACGGCGGCGGGGGCCCGCCUCAAGGCGGCUGUGGCGGCGAGGGCUGCGACCGCUACGAGCCGCUGCCGCCCGCGCUGCCGGCCGCCGGCGAGCAGGACUGCUGCGGGGAGCGCGUGGUCAUCAACAUCUCCGGGCUGCGCUUCGAGACUCAGCUCAAGACCCUCUGCCAAUUCCCGGAGACGCUGCUGGGCGACCCCAAGCGGCGCAUGAGGUACUUCGACCCGCUCCGCAACGAGUACUUCUUCGACCGCAACCGGCCCAGCUUCGACGCCAUCCUCUACUACUAUCAGUCUGGGGGCCGCAUCCGCCGGCCCGUCAACGUGCCCAUCGACAUCUUCUCCGAGGAGAUCCGCUUCUACCAGCUGGGCGAGGAAGCCAUGGAGAAAUUCCGCGAGGACGAGGGCUUCCUGCGGGAGGAGGAGCGGCCCCUGCCCAGCCGCGACUUCCAGCGCCAGGUGUGGCUGCUCUUCGAGUACCCGGAGAGCUCCGGGCCGGCCCGGGGCAUCGCCAUCGUGUCCGUGCUCGUCAUCCUUAUCUCUAUAGUCAUCUUCUGCUUGGAGACGCUGCCCGAGUUCCGCGACGAGAAGGACUACCCCGCCUCACCGUCGCAGGAUGUGCUCGAGGCGGCCAGCAACAGCACGUCGGGGGCCCCCGCGGGAACCUCCAGCUUCUCGGAUCCCUUCUUCGUGGUGGAGACCCUGUGCAUCAUUUGGUUCUCCUUUGAGCUGCUGGUGCGCUUCUUCGCUUGCCCCAGCAAAGCCACCUUCUCGCGAAAUAUCAUGAACCUGAUAGACAUCGUGGCCAUCAUCCCUUAUUUCAUCACUCUGGGCACCGAGCUGGCAGAGCGACAGGGCAAUGGACAGCAGGCCAUGUCCCUGGCCAUCCUGAGGGUCAUCCGCUUGGUGAGGGUCUUCCGCAUCUUCAAGCUCUCCCGCCACUCCAAGGGGCUGCAGAUCCUCGGGCAAACGCUGAAGGCGUCCAUGCGGGAGUUGGGGCUGCUUAUCUUUUUCCUCUUUAUUGGGGUCAUCCUUUUCUCCAGCGCGGUCUACUUUGCCGAGGCAGACGACCCCACUUCAGGUUUUAGCAGUAUCCCGGAUGCCUUCUGGUGGGCAGUGGUAACCAUGACAACAGUAGGUUAUGGUGACAUGCACCCAGUGACCAUAGGGGGCAAGAUUGUGGGAUCUCUCUGUGCCAUCGCUGGUGUCUUGACCAUUGCAUUGCCAGUUCCUGUGAUUGUUUCCAACUUCAAUUAUUUCUACCACCGGGAGACAGAGGGGGAAGAGCAAGCCCAAUACAUGCACGUGGGAAGUUGCCAGCACCUCUCCUCUUCAGCCGAGGAGCUCCGAAAGGCAAGGAGUAACUCGACUCUGAGUAAGUCGGAGUAUAUGGUGAUCGAAGAGGGGGGUAUGAACCAUAGCUCUUUCCCCCAGACCCCUUUCAAAACGGGCAAUUCCACUGCCACCUGCACCACGAACAACAAUCCCAACUCCUGUGUCAACAUUAAAAAGAUAUUCACCGAUGUUUAA
Molecule: messenger RNA, 1731 nt
Organism: Cynocephalus volans (Philippine flying lemur)
Lineage: Eukaryota; Metazoa; Chordata; Mammalia; Dermoptera; Cynocephalidae
Gene: KCNA3
Product: potassium voltage-gated channel subfamily A member 3
Exons: 1
Coding region: 1-1731 (576 amino acids)
Biological process (GO): protein homooligomerization; potassium ion transmembrane transport
Cellular component (GO): axon; voltage-gated potassium channel complex; membrane
Molecular function (GO): protein binding; delayed rectifier potassium channel activity
Source: RefSeq, a predicted model, not a curated record